This is a messenger RNA of Ambispora leptoticha, 369 nucleotides long. The record is from the annotation of a GenBank genome assembly. Lineage: Eukaryota; Fungi; Glomeromycota; Glomeromycetes; Archaeosporales; Ambisporaceae.
GCGGAUUUCCAUCUCGCCAACGCGAAUGCGUCUGGAAGGGCCAGAUGUGAAUAUUAUUUCGAGUUACAGAUAGAAGAUAGAAAUUUACAUGUGCCGAUAUUGGUAGUUGGCACUAAAGCAGACCUCGUAAAGCAAGAAUUAACCGGUGGACAAAGACGAUACAGCAUUGUUGAUGAAUAUGGGUUAACGUGCACAACGCAUUUUGCACGAGGUUCAAUAGCUGUCGAGAAGAUCAACGCGUUUUUCGAAAAGGUGAUUGACAAGAAAUUUCAGAGUCCAGCGUUUGAACCAAUAGGGAAAGUUCAAUCUGAUGAAUUAGAUUUCAGCUGGUUCACGUUAAAUGAUUUUUUUGGAUCUGGCAGGCCAUGA